AUGUACUCUGCCUUCUAUCGUCCCGUCGCAUCGAUAGGCGAGAAGGCAUGCAACAGCGUUCGAGAAGAUUACCUUUGGAAUGUCAAGGGUGUGGUUAUGAACCCUUUCUUCACGAAUCCGGGAUAUUUGCCAAAUGGAUCCUGGCCUACACAUUCGAGCCUCGCACCGAGCUGUACGCUGGGAUGUGCUGGGUGUGCCAUUACUGGCAACUCUGUUGAGCUACUGUUUUGGCCCGAGCAAACCGCAGCUCCCACUGCGAAUGUGACUGGCUGGCAAAACAACACUGCAAGCUUAACGACUUCUGAUCGAGGUCCCGUCACAGCGGUAGUCGGCACAUACACCUUCACCUCACCGACUGUCUACGUUUCCUACGACGCCCUCUACGCCGCCAACUCCUGCGGCCCCAUCGGCGACGUCUACAAUAAUACCAUCCUGCCCCUAGCUAACACAAACCACCUCUCCAGUCUGAUGCUCACAGCUCAGAAUCCCGGACUCUUCGGUCCCGUCUACACCUACUACUACUCAGCCUCCUUCAACCUUUCCGACCUAGUCGAGCCCGUCCCACAAAGCGUUUACGACCAAGCUCCCGCCUGUCAAUCUCAGAGCUACAAGAACUGCAAAGUUGGCGGCGGCCCGUGUGGCUUCGUCUGUGCUACGGACAAGCCGUACGCGCCGAUCAUCGCUGUGCCAGUUGAGUUGACGGAUUUGCAUCCUGAGUGGAAAAGUUGCACGCCGUGGUAUGGUGGGUUGUAUGAUCCACCGAUUGCGCUGACACAGGCUCCGACGGCGGAUGUUAUCACGCCUCCAGGAGUGGGCCCGAGUCCGACCACCACACCUGCGGCUGAGGCUCCGCCAAUUCAGGGUAUGCCGCCGAGUGUAACCGCGCCGCCUGUACAGGAGCCGACGACUAAGGCACCGGCACAGCCUACUCCUACGCCAGAUACUGAGCCUGAAAGUCCGAGACCGCCGCAGAAUGGGAGUCCGGGAAGCAGUGAACCAGAAGGCCAACAGCCUGGAAAUGGUGACCAGCCGAGCAACGAGUCCCCAAGCAAUGGACCUCCUAAAGACAACCAAGCAAGCGACGGCCAGCCCGAACACGACUCAAACCCUUCUUCGCCAAACAAUCCGCCUACGAGUAACGAUCCCGGAUCCUCAGAACCGGGUCCAGACCAACCUGACCUGCCGGUAGUAAUCACUCAGCUCACACAGUCUGACGGCUUCAUCUUCAGCCCGGAGCAAUCUCCUGACCCACCCGUCAAUCACGGCUCUCCAACGAAUGCCCUGGAAGUUCUCACGCAAGCACUCGAUCCAGGGGUUGGCAACGAUGCUGAUUCACCGGCUACUCCAAAUCCCAGCAUCACUCCACCACCCGGCAAUGUCGUCCUCUCACUCCCUGACAUACCAGUCUCCCGAUCCGGCUCCGACUAUUUCGUCGGUACCAAUCAGCUUCCACCUGGAUCGGCGACCACAGUCUACGGCGUCGAGGUCUCCAACGAUCCUAACGCCGACGGUAUCAUCAUCGCCGACUCCACCACGCUCUCCCUCGCAGCUAACGAAGCAACAACACUCUCCGCCUGGUCACACGGCGCUGAACGUCUUACCAUCACCCGCCAAGACAAUGAGCACAUCGUAGUCGCCGAGCAUACGCUCACGCAGGGAGAGUUUGCGACCUUCAGAGAUGUGUCCGUGUCGGUUGGGCCGGAAGGUCAAGUCGUCGUCCUCGGCUCAACGGCGCUGUCGCUGGAAGAUGGUGGGCAUACGACAUUGCCCAACCCGAAUCCAACGGCUGUAAAUCCGGAGAUUUUGAGAGGUCCGGAGGCGUAUGUCGUUGCUGGAGUCAGUGUUCAUGCAGGAGAAGUAGCGACGAUCAAUGAUGUUGCUGUCUCGAUUGGGAGCGGAGGCGAGGUCGUGGUGGACGGCAAGACGACGAUGAUUUUGGGCAUGGGUGAGAAGACUGCUCUUCCGUUUUGGACGGCGAGUGGUCAUCAGGGAACAAGAGGCGAGGGUGUGACUGUUGUGAAGAAUGGGAUGACCUUUGUCAAUGGUGAAGUAUCCGUCGCUGCUACGGGCACAGACACGAGCAUGGCAUCAAGGGCUAGUCGAAAGACGGAUGAGACGCCACAGCCAGGGUCAGCGACGAGAGCCGUUGAUGACAAGGCGCCAACAGCUACCGAGACGGGCGCUGCGGCGGCCCUUAUGGCUGUGACGAGCGGCCAUCUGCUUGCGGUCUGCGGGUUGCUUGCCAUGAUGUUAUAG
Molecule: messenger RNA, 2256 nt
Organism: Zymoseptoria tritici IPO323
Lineage: Eukaryota; Fungi; Ascomycota; Dothideomycetes; Mycosphaerellales; Mycosphaerellaceae
Exons: 3
Coding region: 1-2256 (751 amino acids)
Source: RefSeq, a predicted model, not a curated record